AUGAAUUGGGCAUUACUUCCAAAGUAUAGUGAAGAAUAUAUAAGAGGGGUGAAAGAUUUUGUGUCGAAUGGUUUUGCAAAUUUUGGUGUAGGAACUGAACUUAGGUGCCCUUGUAAGAAAUGUAUUAAUCGGUUCUGGCACUCACGCGAUGUCGUUCAAGAUCAUCUUAUAUGUCAGGGGCCAUAUCCAGAGUUUGUCAACUGGAUAUAUGAGAUUUCAACUUCUAAGUUCAAGAAAAUCAGUGAUACUAGUGAUGAUAUGGAGUGUGAUCAGGGGGGGUUUGGUUUGGGGGAUGAUUUUGAUGAGAUGAUCCGUAAUUCAUAUAAAAAUGACAUUGACACUAGUGGUAAAAAUCAGAUGAACAAAGAUGCAAUUAAUUUUUAUAGGCUAGUGGAGGAGGGCAAACAACCUUUGUAUCCGGGGUCGAAAACUUUUACUCGUUUAAGUUUUGUAGUUAAACUUUACAUGUUGAAGUGCACUUGUGGAUUUACCGAGUCAGCCUUUAGUGCAAUACUUGAGCUGAUAAAAGAGGCCUUCCCCAACUCAAAUUUGCCUCCUUCUUUUAGUGCUGCGAAGGGGAUGAUUAAAGAAUUAGGCCUUGAUUAUGAGAAGAUACAUGCAUGUCCUAACGAUUGCAUGCUAUAUUGGGCUAAAAAUAAAGAUGAAAAUAUAUGCAAAGUGUGUGGAGUUUCAAGAUGGAAAGCUGUAGAUAAUGAUAAAAAUGAUAUAUUAGAGAAGGAUGAUAGGAAACAAUAUAAAGUCCCUGCCAAAGUUGUGAGAUACUUUCCGUUGAAACCUAGGUUACAAAGAAUGUUCUUGUCUAAAGAAUAUUCUGAACUCAUGACUUGGCACGCAACGGGCCGAAUAAAUGAUGGAAAGUUAAGACAUCCUGCUGAUGCCAAGGGCUGGAAGUCAAUGGAUGCAAGUCAUCCAAAAUUUGCUCAAGAAAAUCGAAAUGUUAGGUUGGGGUUAGCGGCAGAUGGGUUUAAUCCUUACCGUACUAUGAGUAUAUCUCACAGUACUUGGCCUGUGAUGCUAGUUAAUUAUAAUUUACCACCUUGGUUGAUUAUGAAACCUGAGAAUAUAAUUCUUUCAACUCUGAUCCCUGGUCCUACACAGCCUGGUAAUGAAAUAGAUGUGUAUUUGCAGCCACUUAUAGCUGAGUUAAAAGAGUUGUGGGAAACUGGUAUAGAAACAUAUGAUGCCCACUUUAACAACACUUUUACCUUGCACGCGAGCCUGUUAUGGACAAUAAGUGAUUUUCCGGGGUAUGGGGUUUUAUCAGGUUGGACCACAAAGGGAUACCUUGGUUGUCCCGAAUGUCACUAUGAAACAUCAUCAACCUAUUUGAAGCACAGCCGUAAAGUUUGUUACAUGAGCCACAGAAAAUUCCUACCUCCUGAUCACAAGUUUAGAUUUGACACCAAAAGAUUUAACGGGGAAGUUGAAACAAAUCUUUGUCCUGAACCUUUAUCCGGAAAUUUCAUUGUUAGACUUCUGGGUAAAUUUAGGAAUAAUUUUGGAAAGCUGAAGGGUAAGAAAAAAGAUGCAGAUUGUCCUUGGAAAAAAAAGUCGAUAUUCUUUGAGUUACCGUAUUGGAGUGAUCAUUUAAUUAGACAUAAUCUAGAUGUGAUGCAUAUAGAGAAAAACAUCGUCGAUAAAAUCUUAGGAACUUUGUUAAACAUUGGGGGCAGAACAAAGGACCAUCUAAAUGCUCGUCUAGAUUUGCAGGAGAUGGGGAUUCGUAAGAUUCUUCAUCCUGUGAAAUCUGCUGAUAACAAUCACUUUGAAAUUAGGGCAGCUUGUUUUGACAUGACCAAAAAAGAAAAAGAAGACUUCUGUUCAGUGCUGAUGAAUGCUAGACUGCCAUAUGGAUGUGCGUCUAAUAUCAGCCGGUGUGUGCAAUUGAAUGAAAGAAAAAUUUCUGGUUAUAAAAGUCAUGAUGCACACUUUCUUCUUCAAUACCUACUUCAAUUUGCUGCCAUCAAAACCUUAAAACCUGAGGUCGCGAUACCUUUGAUUCGACUUGGUUCCUUCUUUCGGGGCAUAUGUGGAAAAGUAAUACAGUUAGAUGACGUAGAGAAGUUGCAAAACGAAAUCAUCGAAAUACUUUGCCAGCUUGAAACUAUCUUUCCCCCGGCAUUCUUUGAUAUUAUGGUUCAUCUGCCAAUUCAUUUAUGUAAAGAAAUUGAAUUUGGAGGACCUGUGCACCUUAGAUGGAUGUUUGGGAUUGAAAGGUAUUUGAGUAAAUUGAAGUCAUAUGUUCGUAAUAGGAGCAAACCAGAAGGCUGCAUAGCUGAAGGGUACAUGGUUGAAGAAUGCCUAACGUUUUGUUCUAGAUUCUUAGCUGAUGAUAGCAAAAACAAAUUGAACUCUAUGAAGUCAAAUGUUGGAAGUCAUAUUGGUUCAAGGCGAAACAAGGAUGGAAAACCUAUACAUUUGGCAGAAAAGAUAUGGAUUAAUGCUCAUCGAUACGUAUUGUUCAACUGCGGCAACAUGGAAAUAGAGCAACUUAUAGAGGAACACCGUUCCUUAUAUGACAAUCAAGUGAAGUCAAAGUUGUAUAAAAGGGAAAGAGAACACACAAAGGAAUUUUAUAACUGGUUGAAGGAUGAGGUUCAAAAAAAGGAGGAAUGCUCACCUGAACUAUUAGCUUUGUCAAAGGGGCCUCAACGAGCAGCAAGAAAAUUUAGUGGUUAUAUAAUUAAUGGAUUUAGAUUCCAUACAAAACAAAGAGACGGGAAGUGUACGACACAAAACAGUGGUGUUUAUUUGACCGCGCAGACUACUAGUUUUGCUAGUACUAAAGACAAAAACCCCAUUGUUGCAGAUGUUAGUUACUAUGGAGCCAUUGAAGAAAUUAUCGAGGUUGAUUAUUGGGGAGCAUUGUCAGUAGUUUUGUUUAGAUGCAUUUGGUACCAAAAGGAUAAAGACUGUCAUGGAUUGACAAGGGUCAACUUUAACAGAAUUUAUCAAAAAGAUGACCCAUUUGUUUUAGCUACACAAGUACAACAAGUUUUCUACAUUCAAGAUUGUUCUGAGAAGAACUUGUAUUUUGUUGUUAAAAAACUGCCAAGGGACUACAAUGAUAUGGAAGACGAAAGUGAUCCACUUGAAGAAGUUAGUGGACCUACAAUGCAGCAAGAACUAAUUUUUCCUGUAAAUACCCUACCUGAUGAUGAUAGUUGGUACAGAGAUGAUGUGCCGAAUAGACAAAUCCCUGUUACUCCAACUGAAAUGGAAGAAAAUGAUGAAAUCUGCGAAUGA
Messenger RNA from Daucus carota subsp. sativus, 3267 nucleotides. RefSeq lists its product as uncharacterized. The transcript is spliced from 2 exons. NCBI's taxonomy places the organism in Eukaryota, Viridiplantae, Streptophyta, Magnoliopsida, Apiales, Apiaceae. The record is from RefSeq and is a predicted model, not a curated record. The coding region runs from base 1 to 3267 and encodes 1088 amino acids.